Messenger RNA from Entelurus aequoreus (snake pipefish), 908 nucleotides. It is a transcript of the gene polr2g, whose product is annotated as RNA polymerase II subunit G. The record is from RefSeq and is a predicted model, not a curated record. Gene Ontology annotation, molecular function: single-stranded DNA binding; translation initiation factor binding; single-stranded RNA binding. The transcript has 8 exons. NCBI's taxonomy places the organism in Eukaryota, Metazoa, Chordata, Actinopteri, Syngnathiformes, Syngnathidae. The coding region runs from base 154 to 672 and encodes 172 amino acids. Gene Ontology annotation, cellular component: RNA polymerase II, core complex; P-body. Gene Ontology annotation, biological process: positive regulation of translational initiation; transcription initiation at RNA polymerase II promoter; DNA-templated transcription.
AAAAAAGACGUUCGUCAAAAAAAAACGGAAGUCCCGCCUUAGCGUCCAUUUUUUUUAAAGAUAGGUCUAGCAUUGUAGCAUUCUUUCACUUUGAGGUCAUUUAUUUCUCUAAAACACUUUCAACGAGUGAAAUUGAACACACAAAGCAAGGGAAUGUUUUAUCAUAUAUCACUGGAACAUGAAACGUUACUUCACCCGAGGUAUUUUGGCCCCAACCUUCUUAACACCGUCAAGCAGAAGCUGUUUACUGAGGUGGAGGGGACUUGCACCGGAAAAUACGGUUUUGUCAUCGCAGUCACCACCAUCGACAACAUCGGGGCAGGUGUGAUCCAGCCGGGCAGAGGCUUUGUUUUGUAUCCAGUCAAAUACAAGGCAAUAGUGUUCCGGCCAUUUAAAGGGGAAGUGGUUGACGCGGUCGUGACUCAGGUCAACAAGGUUGGUUUGUUCACAGAAAUUGGACCAAUGUCUUGUUUCAUCUCCCGUCACUCCAUCCCCUCAGAAAUGGAGUUUGAUCCCAACUCUAACCCGCCAUGUUAUAAGACAGUUGAUGAGGAUAUCGUAAUCCAGCAAGAUGAUGAGAUCAGGCUUAAGAUUGUGGGAACGAGAGUGGACAAGAAUGAUAUUUUUGCUAUUGGCUCUCUCAUGGAUGACUAUUUAGGCCUCGUGAGCUGAUCAGCCAUGAAGUAUACAAAUGUUUGUUUUUGUUUUUUUAUCAAAACCCCUUUAUUUUUUUAAAUUACAGUUUGUAGACUCUUAAAGUGUGUUUCAUCUAACUAAACAGUGACUUUUUAGGGGGUUUUGAGUGGGGAACUACCUUCCAUUUACACCUUACUUUAUUAUAGUUUGCAUCUACAUGUUAACUUGGUAUUCUAUUUUUUUGUAUGUCACGAUCAUAAUAAAAUGUUUUU